This is a messenger RNA of Pan troglodytes (chimpanzee), 5515 nucleotides long. It is a transcript of the gene VCL, whose product is annotated as vinculin. Gene Ontology annotation, molecular function: structural molecule activity; actin filament binding. The record is from RefSeq and is a predicted model, not a curated record. Lineage: Eukaryota; Metazoa; Chordata; Mammalia; Primates; Hominidae. Gene Ontology annotation, cellular component: actin cytoskeleton. The transcript has 22 exons. Bases 120 to 3524 code for a protein of 1134 amino acids. Gene Ontology annotation, biological process: cell adhesion.
ACGCCGAGGGAAGCCCCGACUCCGUAGUCGCUGCACAGAGUCUGUCUCUUCGCCGGUUCCCGGCCCCGUGGAUCCUACUUCUCUGUCGCCCGCGGUUCGCCGCCCCGCUCGCCGCCGCGAUGCCAGUGUUUCAUACGCGCACGAUCGAGAGCAUCCUGGAGCCGGUGGCACAGCAGAUCUCCCACCUGGUGAUAAUGCACGAGGAGGGCGAGGUGGACGGCAAAGCCAUUCCUGACCUCACCGCGCCCGUGGCCGCCGUGCAGGCGGCCGUCAGCAACCUCGUCCGGGUUGGAAAAGAGACUGUUCAAACCACUGAGGAUCAGAUUUUGAAGAGAGAUAUGCCACCAGCAUUUAUUAAGGUUGAGAAUGCUUGCACCAAGCUUGUCCAGGCAGCUCAGAUGCUUCAGUCAGACCCUUACUCAGUGCCUGCUCGAGAUUAUCUAAUUGAUGGGUCAAGGGGCAUCCUCUCUGGAACAUCAGACCUGCUCCUUACCUUCGAUGAGGCUGAGGUCCGUAAAAUUAUUAGAGUUUGCAAAGGAAUUUUGGAAUAUCUUACAGUGGCAGAGGUGGUGGAGACUAUGGAAGAUUUGGUCACUUACACAAAGAAUCUUGGGCCAGGAAUGACUAAGAUGGCCAAGAUGAUUGACGAGAGACAGCAGGAGCUCACUCACCAGGAGCACCGAGUGAUGUUGGUGAACUCGAUGAACACCGUGAAAGAGUUGCUGCCAGUUCUCAUUUCAGCUAUGAAGAUUUUUGUAACAACUAAAAACUCAAAAAACCAAGGCAUAGAGGAAGCUUUAAAAAAUCGCAAUUUUACUGUAGAAAAAAUGAGUGCUGAAAUUAAUGAGAUAAUUCGUGUGUUACAACUCACCUCUUGGGAUGAAGAUGCCUGGGCCAGCAAGGACACUGAAGCCAUGAAGAGAGCAUUGGCCUCCAUAGACUCCAAACUGAACCAGGCCAAAGGUUGGCUCCGUGACCCUAGUGCCUCCCCAGGGGAUGCUGGUGAGCAGGCCAUCAGACAGAUCUUAGAUGAAGCUGGAAAAGUUGGUGAACUCUGUGCAGGCAAAGAACGCAGGGAGAUUCUGGGAACUUGCAAAAUGCUAGGGCAGAUGACUGAUCAAGUGGCUGACCUCCGUGCCAGAGGACAAGGAUCCUCACCGGUGGCCAUGCAGAAAGCUCAGCAGGUAUCUCAGGGUCUGGAUGUGCUCACAGCAAAAGUGGAAAAUGCAGCUCGCAAGCUGGAAGCCAUGACCAACUCAAAGCAGAGCAUUGCAAAGAAGAUCGAUGCUGCUCAGAACUGGCUUGCAGAUCCAAAUGGUGGACCGGAAGGAGAAGAGCAGAUUCGAGGUGCUUUGGCUGAAGCUCGGAAAAUAGCAGAAUUAUGUGAUGAUCCUAAAGAAAGAGAUGACAUUCUACGUUCCCUUGGGGAAAUAUCUGCUCUGACUUCUAAAUUAGCAGAUCUACGAAGACAGGGGAAAGGAGAUUCUCCAGAGGCUCGAGCCUUGGCCAAACAGGUGGCCACGGCCCUGCAGAACCUGCAGACCAAAACCAACCGGGCUGUGGCCAACAGCAGACCGGCCAAAGCAGCUGUACACCUUGAGGGCAAGAUUGAGCAAGCACAGCGGUGGAUUGAUAAUCCCACAGUGGAUGACCGUGGAGUCGGUCAGGCUGCCAUCCGGGGGCUUGUGGCCGAAGGGCAUCGUCUGGCUAAUGUUAUGAUGGGGCCUUAUCGGCAAGAUCUUCUCGCCAAGUGUGACCGAGUGGACCAGCUGACAGCCCAGCUGGCUGACCUGGCUGCCAGAGGGGAAGGGGAGAGUCCUCAGGCGCGAGCACUUGCAUCUCAGCUCCAAGACUCCUUAAAGGAUCUAAAAGCUCGGAUGCAGGAGGCCAUGACUCAGGAAGUGUCAGAUGUUUUCAGCGAUACCACAACUCCCAUCAAGCUGUUGGCAGUGGCAGCCACGGCGCCUCCUGAUGCGCCUAACAGGGAAGAGGUAUUUGAUGAGAGGGCAGCUAACUUUGAAAACCAUUCAGGAAAGCUUGGUGCUACGGCCGAGAAGGCGGCUGCGGUUGGUACUGCUAAUAAAUCAACAGUGGAAGGCAUUCAAGCCUCAGUGAAGACGGCCCGAGAACUCACACCCCAGGUGGUCUCGGCUGCUCGUAUCUUACUUAGGAACCCUGGAAAUCAAGCUGCUUAUGAACAUUUUGAGACCAUGAAGAACCAGUGGAUCGAUAAUGUUGAAAAAAUGACAGGGCUGGUGGACGAAGCCAUUGAUACCAAAUCUCUGUUGGAUGCUUCAGAAGAAGCAAUUAAAAAAGACCUGGACAAGUGCAAGGUAGCUAUGGCCAACAUUCAGCCUCAGAUGCUGGUUGCUGGGGCAACCAGUAUUGCUCGUCGGGCCAACCGGAUCCUGCUGGUGGCUAAGAGGGAGGUGGAGAAUUCCGAGGAUCCCAAGUUCCGUGAGGCUGUGAAAGCUGCCUCUGAUGAAUUGAGCAAAACCAUCUCCCCGAUGGUGAUGGAUGCAAAAGCUGUGGCUGGAAACAUUUCCGACCCUGGACUGCAAAAGAGCUUCCUGGACUCAGGAUAUCGGAUCCUGGGAGCUGUGGCCAAGGUCAGAGAAGCCUUCCAACCUCAGGAGCCUGACUUCCCGCCGCCUCCACCAGACCUUGAACAACUCCGACUAACAGAUGAGCUUGCUCCUCCCAAACCACCUCUGCCUGAAGGUGAGGUCCCUCCACCUAGGCCUCCACCACCAGAGGAAAAGGAUGAAGAGUUCCCUGAGCAGAAGGCCGGGGAGGUGAUUAACCAGCCAAUGAUGAUGGCUGCCAGACAGCUCCAUGAUGAAGCUCGCAAAUGGUCCAGCAAGCCGGGCAUCCCAGCCGCUGAGGUGGGUAUAGGUGUUGUAGCUGAGGCAGAUGCGGCCGAUGCUGCUGGGUUCCCUGUCCCCCCUGACAUGGAAGACGAUUACGAACCUGAGCUGCUGUUAAUGCCAUCCAAUCAGCCGGUCAACCAGCCCAUUCUGGCCGCGGCUCAGUCCUUGCAUCGGGAAGCUACCAAGUGGUCUAGUAAGGGCAAUGACAUCAUUGCAGCAGCCAAGCGCAUGGCUCUGCUGAUGGCUGAGAUGUCUCGGCUGGUAAGAGGGGGCAGUGGUACCAAGCGGGCACUCAUUCAGUGUGCCAAGGACAUCGCCAAGGCCUCAGAUGAGGUGACUCGGUUGGCCAAGGAGGUUGCCAAGCAGUGCACAGAUAAACGGAUUAGAACCAACCUCUUACAGGUAUGUGAGCGAAUCCCAACCAUAAGCACCCAGCUCAAAAUCCUGUCCACAGUGAAGGCCACCAUGCUGGGCCGGACCAACAUCAGUGAUGAGGAGUCUGAGCAGGCCACAGAGAUGCUGGUUCACAAUGCCCAGAACCUCAUGCAGUCUGUGAAGGAGACUGUGCGGGAAGCCGAAGCUGCUUCAAUCAAAAUUCGAACAGAUGCUGGAUUUACACUGCGCUGGGUUAGAAAGACUCCCUGGUACCAGUAGGCACCUGGCUGAGCCUGGCUGGCACAGAAACCUCUACUAAAAAGAAGGAAAAUGAUCUGAGUCCCAGGAGCUGCCCAGAGUUGCUGGGAGCUGAAAAAUCACAUCCUGGCCUGGCACAUCAGAAAGGAAUGGGGGCCUCUUCAAAUUAGAAAACAUUUAUACUCUUUUUUCAUGGACACUUUGAAAUGUGUUUCUGUAUAAAGCCUGUAUUCUCAAACACAGUUACACCUGUGCACCCUCUAUCCCAAUAGGCAGACUGGGUUUCUAGCCCAUGGACUUCACAUAAGCUCAGAAUCCAAGUGAACACUAGCCAGACACUCUGCUCUGCCCUUGUUCCCUAGGGGACACUUCCCUCUGUUUCUCUUUCCUUGGCUCCCAUUCACUCUUCCAGACUCCCAAGACCCAGGGCCCAGGCAAAUCAGUUACUAAGAAGAAAAUUGCUGUGCCUCCCAAAAUUGUUUUGAGCUUUCCAUGUUGCUGCCAACCAUACCUUCCUUCCCUGGGCUGUGCUACCUGGGUCCUUUUCAGAAGUGAGCUUCACUGCUACAGGGGAAGGUGGCCUCUGUGGAGCCCCAGCAUAUGGGGGCCUGGAUUCAUUUCCUGCCCUUCCUCAGUUUAAUCCUUCUAGUUUCCCACAAUAUAAAACUGUAUUUCACUGUCAGGAAGAAAUCACAGAAUCAUAUGAUUCUGCUUUUACCAUGCCCCUGAGCAAUGUCUGUGCUAGGGAAACUUCCCGUCCCAUAUCCUGCCUCAGCCCGCCAAGGUAGCCAUCCCAUGAACACACUGUGUCCUGGUGCUCUCUGCCACUGGAAGGGCAGAGUAGCCAGGGUGUGGCCCUGCCAUCUUCCCAGCAGGGCCACUCCCGGCACUCCAUGCUUAGUCACUGCCUGCAGAGGUCUGUGCUGAGGCCUUAUCAUUCAUUCUUAGCUCUUAAUUGUUCAUUUUGAGCUGAAAUGCUGCAUUUUAAUUUUAACCAAAACAUGUCUCCUAUCCUGGUUUUUGUAGCCUUCCUCCACAUCCUUUCUAAACAAGAUUUUAAAGACAUGUAGGUGUUUGUUCAUCUGUAACUCUAAAAGAUCCUUUUUAAAUUCAGUCCUAAGAAAGAGUGCUUGUCCCCUAAGAGUGUUUAAUGGCAAGGCAGCCCUGUCUGAAGGACACUUCCUGCCUAAGGGAGAGUGGUAUUUGCAGACUAGAAUUCUAGUGCUGCUGAAGAUGAAUCAAUGGGAAAUACUACUCCUGUAAUUCCUACCUCCCUGCAACCAACUACAACCAAGCUCUCUGCAUCUACUCCCAAGUAUGGGGUUCAAGAGAGUAAUGGGUUUCAUAUUUCUUAUCACCACAGUAAGUUCCUACUAGGCAAAAUGAGAGGGCAGUGUUUCCUUUUUGGUACUUAUUACUGCUAAGUAUUUCCCAGCACAUGAAACCUUAUUUUUUCCCAAAGCCAGAACCAGAUGAGUAAAGGAGUAAGAACCCUUGCCUGAACAUCCUUCCUUCCCACCCAUCGCUGUGUGUUAGUUCCCAACAUCGAAUGUGUAAAACUUAAGUUGGUCCUUUACACUCAGGCUUUCACUAUUUCCUUUAAAAUGAGGAUGAUUAUUUUCAAGGCCCUCAGCAUAUUUGUAUAGUUGCUUGCCUGAUAUAAAUGCAAUAUUAAUGCCUUUAAAGUAUGAAUCUAUGCCAAAGAUCACUUGUUGUUUUACUAAAGAAAGAUUACUUAGAGGAAAUAAGAAAAAUCAUGUUUGCUCUCCCGGUUCUUCCAGUGGUUUGAGACACUGGUUUACACUUUAUGCCGGAUGCGCUUUUCUCCAAUAUCAGUGCUCAAGACACAGUGAAGCAAAUUAAAAAAAAAAAAAUCCCUGAAUGAUGAUUAGAGACAUCACCGCUAAAAAACUACAUUUAUAAGCUAGGAUUUGUUAUAUGCAAAUAUUUUCUGCCUCUUCUUUUGUUCUGUUUAAAACAAUAAAAUGCAUUUGUAUAAAAAAUGCUUUAAA